Molecule: messenger RNA, 1057 nt
Organism: Lindgomyces ingoldianus
Lineage: Eukaryota; Fungi; Ascomycota; Dothideomycetes; Pleosporales; Lindgomycetaceae
Product: vacuolar-sorting protein-like protein snf7
Exons: 3
Coding region: 205-876 (223 amino acids)
Biological process (GO): late endosome to vacuole transport via multivesicular body sorting pathway; vesicle budding from membrane
Cellular component (GO): multivesicular body; ESCRT III complex; cytoplasmic side of plasma membrane
Source: RefSeq, a predicted model, not a curated record
CAUCCUCCAGGCAACCCCAACAGGUGCUCCCACCACAACUUCCUGCUAACGAACCAUAUUGUGUCAGGUCGCCACUCACUGUGCUCUGCCGCCGACAUCUUCCCACGCUGCGCUCAUCUCACAUCCACCACCUAAAGGUUACCUGCACCCUCCAUCUCCGCACUCGAUCCUGAAGGCCCUCCGGCCUGUUUUUAUACACUCAUAAUGUCUGGCUGGGGCCUAAACUGGUUUGGGGGGGGUGGCCAGAAAACGAAAGAGGCGCCUAAGAAAGCGAUACUCCAGCUUCGAGGACAGCUAGAGAUGCUGAAUAAGAGGGAGAAGCACCUGCAGAACCAAAUGGAUGAGCAGGAUGCUCUAGCGCGGAAGUAUGUUUCGACAAACAAGAAUGCCGCAAAACAGGCGCUUCGGCGCAAAAAGCAGUUUGAGCACUCCCUAGAGCAGACUUCAGCGCAGAUCAUGACCCUAGAGCGAGAAAUCUACUCUAUCGAGACAGCCAACAUCAACAAGGAGACAUUAGAUGCUAUGAAGAAUGCCGGCAACGCCAUGAAGCAGAUCCACGCUGGCCUGACUAUCGACAAGGUCGAUCAGACAAUGGAAGACCUCCGCGAGCAGCACGCUAUUGGCGAGGAGAUCAGCGAGGCCAUCACUCAGUCUGUUGGCACCCAAGGUGUCGACGAAGACGAGCUGGAUGAAGAACUCGAGCAACUGCAACAAGAGAGCCUUGACGAGCAGAUGCUGAAUACCGGGAAUGUACCUGUGGGAGAUAAAGUCGGGCGGCUGCCUACAGCCGCACAGCACGAGCCAAAGGGCAAGCAGCGCGAGGAAGAGGACGAGGAGGAAGAGCUACGGAAGCUGCAGGCCGAAAUGGCCAUGUGAGACCAUGUGCUUCGUGGACUCUAGGUCGAGAUGGUGCGGUUAAUGCAUGGCAUUUCAUGUGGUUCAGGUAUUUCGACAGCAUCACGGCAUACGGUUCGGGCGCGUGUGGCCUGGUGCGGUUGGUGCACUUCGACUUCGACUAAUUCGGUUUCAACUACAGCGGCUCUACCUCCUCCCUCCA